CUGCUCUCGCUGGGCCUGCCCUGUAAACCUUUCUCUCUCCCAGGUGCCGAGCUGGGUAAGUAGAAAACUCACUUUCUAAACGCUCUCUCGGACUCGGCUUGAACUGUGUGUGUAUGUGUGUGUGUGUGUGUGUGUGUGUGUGCAGGAGGAAAGUUUUCGGUGCAGAGCGUUCCUGCCCGCACGUCCCGCUGCGCCGGCUGGGCACGGGGGGCUCAGACCCUCUCUCUUAGUGUUGCCCGCUCAGGUGGGAGGACAGAUGUGUCCCUGGGGUGUGUCCCUGGGGUGGUGCUGCAGCUCCUCCCGUUUGGUGACGCUCGUGGAGAGCUGUGUAGGAGCCCCAGCCAGGCAGGAUUUGUGCGAGGCUCGAACAGCCGACGCUCAGCUGGUCCCAGUCCCAGAGAGCCUGUGACAGCUGGCUUGUCCCCAUGGUCCUUGGUUUGGGCUGUGGCAGGAAGCCCCUGGCUCUGAUUCUCCAGAGCAGAUCCUCCUGGGUGGGCUCAGCUGACGUGGGGUGUCGUGUGAGGGGCUUUGCGGAGGAGCAGAGCUUUUGGAGCACUCAGCUCAGGUGGAGGCAGCGACCAUCCCAGGCUCUUCCUGGCAGUGUCCCCGGCUUUCUCUUCUCGUCUGUUCUGCUGUUCACUUCUGUUAGACCCCAGACACGGUCUCUGCUCUGUGUGUGGAGCUCUCAGUGUUGUCUGGUCUGUUCUGGCUGUGUGUCCAGGGGGGGGAUUGGGGGCUGGAUUCAGGUCCCAAGUCUCCUGGGCCGCUUGCUCCCAGGUGUGGGGAUACCUAGCUGAGGAACCGAAGGCAGGAAUUCUCUCUUCUCUGGCAUAAACCUCUUAUCUGCCUCAUCCCAGGCUGUCCCUGUUCCCUGUUGGGCUCUGCUUCUCUCCUGGAAGUUAGUCCUUCCAGGAUCAGCUUCUUCGGGGGAGGGUCUGAGAAGAGGUGUCCGUCUUUCCCCCCAGGCAGUCACUGUAAACUCUCAGUUUUGGAUGGAUUGUUGUUACCUAGAGCUGCUUCUGGAAUCUCUGAAUUCCUCUUUCCCUGAGUGUCGGGGCUGGGGGAAGCUGUGUGGGCGGUUGUUGGAGUGGGAUGGGGGUGCCUGUGAGGGCAGCCUGGGCUUGUGCAGGACCUCUGGGCACCUGCCUCCCACUGCCCUUCCUCCUUGGUGGCCGUGGGGCUGCCGGGAGCCCCCUCCCUGUGGCCUCUGGCAUGUUUAGGGGGUCCCCAGGACCCGAAGGCUGGUGCUAUUCCUCUCUGAGCCCCCGUGGGAGCGAGAGCAGCCGGCCCCUUCCGUGCCCCCUCGGCUCCCACACUCUGACAGCUCUGCUCUCACACUGGUUCGGGUGGGGCUGUUUGUAGGUUCUUUUUUUUCUUAUUUUUUUAUUUUUAUUUUUUUUUUACUUUUUUUUUCCUUACUUUUUUUUUUUUUCCUUUUUUGCUACAACGAAAAGCGAAACUGUUUUUUUUUUUCUUUUCUGAGCUAGUGUGUUGUAUCUUGACAUGUUCCCUUGCAAUAUCCCUAUCGUUAUAUAUUCCUCUGUGCCGUAUGAAUUGGCUGGGAAUCUCCUCCUGCAACCCCUCCUCAAACAACCAUGUGAAUUUCCAAACCAACCAAUGCUGACGCUGGCUGCUGCGCUGGUUUGAAAAUCUGAUUGGUGAAUGAUGAAUUCCCUGUCUGCCUGGGCCAGCAGCGGAGUCGACAGAGCAGCAGAAGGGCCAAGAGUGUGGAGGACGACGACGAGGGGCAUCUGAUCUAUCGCGUCGGCGACUGGCUACAAGAAAGAUGUACAGCCAAAUCGUAACAUAAUUUAGCUCUCUAGUUAAGCUCCCAUCGCAGUCGCAGAUCUGUCUUAUCUUUCUGUUUCAUUUUAUUUUCAUUGUUUAUUAAAGAGAAACCCUCUCCUUUUCCUUCCCCUUUUGUUAAAAGCUACGUUUAUAUUGUGUAUUGUUACUGAAGUGCCAGGGAAUUAGGGCAGCUGCCUUGUGCAGCCGGUGUCAGCCUUCCGCUGCUCCGGUCUCUCCAGCUGUGUGCAGGUUAGGUGUUGCAAUGCAUUCUCCUCUGCCCUGUGUAUCGCUGCAGCCAGGUGCUGCUCCCUCUCUCAGCUCCUUCCCUCUCCUUCUCUCCCUCCCAGAUGAGAUUAUCAGCACGCUGGGGGAAGGCACGUUCGGCAGAGUGGUGCAGUGCAUGGAUCACCGGAGGGGUGGUGCACGUGUUGCUCUCAAAAUCAUUAAAAACGUAGAGAAAUACAAAGAGGCUGCUCGGCUGGAAAUCAACGUGCUGGAGAAAAUCAACGAGAAGGAUCCCGAGAACACAAAUCUCUGUGUCAGGAUGUUUGACUGGUUUGACUACCAUGGCCACAUGUGCAUCUCCUUUGAGCUGCUGGGGCUCAGCACCUUUGACUUCCUGAAGGACAACAACUACCUGCCUUACCCCAUCCACCAAGUACGGCACAUGGCCUUCCAGGUGUGCCAGGCUGUGAAGUUUCUGCACGACAAUAAACUCACCCACACCGACCUCAAGCCGGAGAACAUCCUCUUUGUGAACUCGGACUAUGAGCUCUCCUACAACCUGGAAAAGAAGCGGGACGAGCGGAGCGUGAAGAGCACGGCCAUCAGGGUGGUGGACUUUGGCAGCGCCACGUUUGACCACGAGCACCACAGCACCAUUGUCUCCACCAGGCACUACCGGGCCCCUGAAGUCAUCCUGGAGCUUGGCUGGAGCCAGCCCUGUGAUGUGUGGAGCAUUGGCUGCAUCAUCUUUGAGUAUUAUGUGGGUUUCACCCUGUUCCAGACACACGACAACCGGGAGCACCUGGCCAUGAUGGAGAGGAUCCUGGGGCCAAUUCCUUCUCGGAUGGUCAGGAAGACGAGGAAACAGAAGUAUUUCUACCACGGGCGCCUGGACUGGGACGAGAACACCUCGGCCGGACGCUACGUCCGGGAGAACUGCAAACCCCUGCGGCGCUACCUGACGUCGGAGGCCGAGGACCACCACCGCCUGUUCGACCUCAUUGAGAGCAUGCUGGAGUACGAGCCGUCCAAGCGGGUCACCCUGGCCGAGGCCCUCAAACACCCCUUCUUUGACCUGCUGGGCAUGGAGCCCAGCACAAAACUGUGGGACUCGAGCCGGGACAUCAGCCGGUGACGCCGCCGGUGCCAGCCAGCCUUUGCAUUCUAGCCCCCGUGGAGGCCCCCCGUGACUUCUUAUCCAGACACUUGGUGCUUUUUUUUUUUCUUUUUUUUUUUAUAUAUAUACAUGAGAAGAACUCCCCUUUGUAAAGCUGUUAAUAUGUGAGAUACUGUAAAUAGCCCUGUCGGCCUCGGGGCAGCGUGGGCCUGACCUGCUGUUCCAUGAGGUGAGGGGGGGCCUGUGUGUCCAUGCUGUAAAUACCUCUCUCGUCAAAGUGUUGCUUUGUCUCCUGUUCCUGCCCUCCCUCGGUGUAAAUACUCCAGGACUCGCAGCUCUCUGUAGCUUAUCUGUUCUCUUGUAAGUUAUGGAACUGGUGGGACUGCAUGGGAAUUAUUUUUUGGAUCAAUGUCAUAGCCCAUCCCCACACCAGAGUUUUAUAAGAAUUUUGUACAGUCUUUGUGACAAAUAAAUAUGAAGUGAA
Messenger RNA from Manacus vitellinus (golden-collared manakin), 3614 nucleotides. RefSeq names its product CDC like kinase 2 (gene CLK2). Gene Ontology annotation, biological process: regulation of RNA splicing; protein phosphorylation. Gene Ontology annotation, molecular function: protein tyrosine kinase activity; ATP binding. Gene Ontology annotation, cellular component: nucleus. The record is from RefSeq and is a predicted model, not a curated record. Bases 2051 to 3148 code for a protein of 365 amino acids. The transcript is spliced from 9 exons. NCBI's taxonomy places the organism in Eukaryota, Metazoa, Chordata, Aves, Passeriformes, Pipridae.